Bombus impatiens (common eastern bumble bee) is the source of this 3035-nucleotide messenger RNA. RefSeq names its product transmembrane protein 164. The record is from RefSeq and is a predicted model, not a curated record. Bases 448 to 1344 code for a protein of 298 amino acids. The transcript is spliced from 6 exons. NCBI's taxonomy places the organism in Eukaryota, Metazoa, Arthropoda, Insecta, Hymenoptera, Apidae.
UAAAAAUUACUCGAAAAUGGUAACAGGGGCUUCAACACUUCCGAUAGUGUUCUUUGAUAGCAAAUACGCGGUGUAAAGUAUGAUGCUUGUUUAUAUUUAAUGAGUCUUAUUACAUGUACAUAUCAGUUCCAAGUCUUUUGCACUAUUUCCCAGUUUAGUAAGACGUAGGAUCAGUGAAGUUACGUACGUUCAGUUCUAUGAUUUUUCUAUUUAAAGACCCUUCUUCGUUUUGAUGAAUCGAUAAUUACAUUUUCCGAUAUGACACUCAAACGUGGGAUCUUAUUACGUGAAUGAUUCUGCUUGUCUAACAAUUCAGUUAGAAACAUUAAAAUGCAAAUCAUAGUUCCUAGUGAAGCAUUCUGACUGGCAAAUUAGACAAAUUUUGAGUGUCAUAGUCUGAAAUUCGUCAUUGCGGAUAGUGCAGACUUACAAAAAGAAUUCAUAGCAAUGUUCGAAUGGGCAUACGAUGGUGUUAAUGCUUCAAUACCACGCAAUGUGGGACCAGAAUGUGCAUAUUACCUAAGUCCAAAGCGAAGAAUCAUUGAAACAUUGAUCAUAUCGAUAUUCAUAAUAACCUUCCUUGUUUGGGGCUAUAAACGAAUUAAAUUGCCAACCAAAGUAUCAUAUGUAAAUCAUGAUUGUGUUGGUAGAAGAGUAUUAUUAAUUAUUAUGUCAUUAGUACUAGGAAUGGAAAUUGGUUUUAAGUUUACCAGCAGGACAGUUGUAUAUAUAUUAAAUCCUUGCCAUAUAACCACAGCUGUACAGUUGUAUUUACUGGCAGCAGAUCCUAGUCCUACAGUCACAGCUAUCUUCAGGAUACAUUUGAACUUUUUGAAUGGACCACUUUUAGCAUAUUUAUUCCCAGAGACAGAAUCUCGCAGAAUAUUUGCUGAUAAAGCAAUGUACUAUAUUCAGCAUGGUUUAAUGGUAGUGAUACCGUAUUACUUACUGAGAAUCGGAGGUGUGUAUAAUGUGGAACCUCUAUCAGACAUGAGCUGGUCCGUUUUCAGUUAUGGAAUAAAUUUAGCUUAUCAUUUCUGGAUUAUCCAAGCCAUUGCUUUGCCAAUACAAGUGAAUCUUAGUCAUAUGUUAUGUGCAGCUAUUCUUGACCCUUUUGAAGGUCAAUAUUAUCGGGUAUGGACGUUUAUUCAUCAAGGAUUACUGUGCCCAUUGUUAUCCAAGUUAUUCAGUUUCGCGUCGAAUUUCUUAAUAACGAAGUUUCCGCCAACUAGAGUAAAACCAACGCUUGAUCGCGUACUUGCAAAAAACAAUAAAGUGGAUGAUAAUGAGAAAUUAUAUGAAGAUGCAAAUACUUCAGGAAAUGGACAUACUCACGUAAAUUAGAUCCAUAUUUCGUAAUUCAUAAUUUCUGCUGCAAUUCAGUGAGUACUUGAUUUAGGAAAAUAGAUAAGUUUCUAUGUCAAUAAUGAAAUGAACACAAGACAUUUUGUGUUUGUCAUUUGUGAAUUCGUAAUUGUACAGUCACUACCUGUAAAGAUCGAUGAUCCUUUUCCUAAAUAAACAAAUUUGUAGUUAUUUUUUCGCACUGUAUGUGUGAUUAUGGUGAAUAGGAACAGUGCAGGGCAAGUUAUGGUAGUAAUUAGGAAUUUAUAAAUCUCAAAUAUGAGUCUGUAACGACUUUUAAAUAGGUGCUACCAUUGCCGUGUAGUACAUUUUUUCCAUUUAGCGGAAGGAGAGUCCGCGAAUUAUCUUACGAGAGAUUAGGAGCAUCCGAUGGUCUUGCAUUUUUGAUGCAUCUGUGAUUAGGAAUGUUAUUUGUAAAACAUUUCCUAUUUAAAAAUGCAGCAUUUAUGUUUAGCAGUGUAACGAUUAAUGUUUAACAAUGCAGCGAUUAAUGUUAUUUCAUACGCUAUAUUUUUUUAUGUGAUGAUUUUUCAGUUUCAGUUUGAAGUAAACCAUAAUUAAAUAUUUCUAGAUAUAUUAUCUCUAUAGAUUAUUGUUAUAUAGAGCUUGUCAUGCAUGCCACUUUUUUUUUUGGAGUAAUUAAAGACUCACUUUCUUCUUUAUUGAGCUUAAAUAUAACAUUAUCUUAAUGCUUAAAAUAAUGUACAGUACCUGUUGUAAUUAGAAGAGGAAUAUACCAAUGAAUUGUGUGAUUUAUUUAUUUUAAGUUUUAAACAUAAUCUUAAUGUAUGUAUUUAUAUAUUUCAGUAUCUUAUUAUUUUUAUAGAAUGAUUUUCAUUCCUUAUUAAAUUCAUCCCUAUUCCAAUUACGAUAAAGGAGAUUUAUUGUGAUAUACAUAUGUAAUGAUUAAUUACAUCAUGUGAUACAAAAUGAAAUAUGAAUAUACUAAUAAUUAAUAAAAGCACUGCUUAUCCAUUUUAAACACAUGUGAUAAAUUGUGUUAAUAGAGUGCAUGUAAUAAAAUAUUUAGAUUAGUUACCCAACUCAUUCCAUAUUAUCAAUCCAUAAAAAUAGUGUUGCAAUGAUUUUAUGUAUACCAACUGCCAAAAGUUUUAUUUAUUACAAUACAUUUUCUCAUGCAACAAUUCAUUCAAAAGUAUUAAAACAUAUAGCAAAUAUCUGUAUAAAAAUUUGUAUGGAACAAUAUAAAAUUCAAAUAAGCAUCAAUAAAUUGUUGUUUUAUAAUUCCUAUAUGUACAUAUAUAAGUAGCAAUUUUAUUAUUAUAAUAUUCGCUAUUUAAAUAACAUUAUCAUAUUUUUGUCGAAUUAUCAAAUCUUCAACUAUUAGUCAUAAAACAAACAUUUGCUCAUAAUAAUGAAAUAACGAAUUCAUAGAAUAAAUUUUAGAAAGUAUUUAUAACUUUUAUGGCCUAAUAAUGAAGAACACUUCUUUCCGGUCCCAAAUUUGGUUUGUUAAAAUUUUUACAUUAAAAAAUAUAUCCAUUUCGAAUUUUGUGAGUGUGUUGCUAUAUUACUAUUUUAAAAUGAAAGAAAAUGUUAUUGUAAAAAUGAGAUAUUUUAACGUUUUCGAUUACAAUUUUUAAUCGUGCGCAUUUUUUAUCAACUAAUUCUUUUGUGUGGAAAAUAAACGUAAUCACGGAAAAACAUUG